This is a messenger RNA of Geosmithia morbida, 2193 nucleotides long. Its product is annotated as Chromosome segregation ATPase. Gene Ontology annotation, biological process: endoplasmic reticulum to Golgi vesicle-mediated transport; Golgi organization. Lineage: Eukaryota; Fungi; Ascomycota; Sordariomycetes; Hypocreales; Bionectriaceae. The record is from RefSeq and is a predicted model, not a curated record. Gene Ontology annotation, cellular component: Golgi apparatus. Gene Ontology annotation, molecular function: small GTPase binding.
AUGUCGCCGACGGCCCCCGAAGACCCCACGCAGGGUAACAAUUCUGUUCGCUCGACGGCGACGCACGCCAAGGAGAACGGGGACGACGACCCGUCCAUCAACGGGCACGCCGUGCGAUCGGCGGCCGGCUCAGACACGACGGCCAAGCUGGAAGCCCUGAGCAAGGAGCGGGAGGCGCUGCGGCAGGAGGUGGAGCAGAUGCGCAAGCAGCUGGAGAGCAUACAGGAGGGCCACACGUCGGAGGUGACGCAGCUGCGGACCGAGCUGGAGGAGAGCAACGCGGCCAAGGAGGGUGCCGAGGAGGCUUACCAGAACCUGCUAGGGCGGGUGAACCAGAUCAAGGAGACGCUGAGCGAGCGCCUGCGGCGGGACAAGGAGGAGCUGGAGGAGGCCAAGGAGCGGAUCGAGGAGCUGGAGGCGCAGAACGACGAGCUGCGGGGCGCGUCGGAGACGACGGGCUCGUCGGCGGCCAAGGUGCGGGCCGAGCUCGAGGACGCGCAGCGCGAGCUGUCGACGCUGCGCAGCCGCAACAACCUGUCGGCCACCAACUGGCAGAAGGAGCGCGACGAGCUCCUCUCCACGGUCCAGCACCUCAAGGACGAGCUGUCGCGCACCUCGGGCGUCAUGGGCGAGUGGGAGGUCAUCGCGAUGGAGGAGCGCUCCGUCAAGCAGAGCCUCCUCGACAAGGUCGGCGACCUCGAGGACCAGGUCGCCUCCCUGCGAUCCGGCUACGAGGCCGCCUGCCAGGAGCGCGACGCCCAAGACACCCUCGUCGACAACCUCCAGAACGCCCUGCGCGAGAUCCAGGACGCCCGGAAGCGCGAGCUGCGCGAGAUGGUCGAGUCCACCGACCAGCAGCUCGAGGCCUACAAGAAGAUUGUCCACGAGGCCGAGGCCCGCGCCGCAGACGCCAUAGGCGCCAGGGACUCCCUCACCGCCGAGCUUGAGCGCACAGCUCCCUUCGAGAAGGAGGUCAAGGAGAAGAACCUCCUGAUCGGGAAGCUCAGGCACGAGGCCAUCGUCCUCAACGACCACCUCACAAAGGCUCUGCGCUACCUGAAAAAGACGAAGCCAGAGGACAAUGUAGACAGACAAAUCGUCACAAACCACCUUCUCCACUUCCUCACGCUGGAUCGUGGGGACGUCAAGCGCUUCCAGGUCCUCCAAGUCAUGGCCGGCUACCUCAACUGGACCGACGAGCAGCGCGAGCAGGCCGGCCUCUCCCGCCCGGGUGCAUCAUCCAGCAACAGCCUGCGCCUCCCGCUAUCCCCGUUCAACCGCACGCCCAGCUCCCCUCCCCUGAGCGCGGACCUCUUCUCCGAACCCUCGUCUGGAAAGGAUAGGGAGUCCCUUGCCGAGCUCUGGGCAGGAUUCCUGGAGCGCAGCGCCCAGGAGGGUGCCGGGGAGGCCUCGGGCAACCCACCUAUCCACGGCCUAAUCCUCGUUGUCAUCAUCCAAUGGCCGCAGCACAUUCCGCGAAUACACAUCAGCGUCACGGGUGAUGUCGUCGAUGUUGAUCCUGUUUGUCAGGGCAUCGUUGACGCCGCGGACGACGUCGGCAUCCUGCAUGAUGUCGGCCAUCAGGUCGACCUCGUGAGCCCAGUAGGCGUGGGUGCGGGAGCGCAGGUCCUGGUCCCGCACGGCCGUAUUCCUGACGAUGCCCAGGGCGUUCAUCUUGGCCCUGACGGCCAGCAGGCGGCGGUAUACGGGGUCGAUGCGGUCCAGCGGCUGGGGCUCGGGGGCGAAGGCGCGGCCGGCGACGGCGGCGUCCAGCCCGGCCAGCGCGAGCAGGCGAUACACACGGGCGGACCAGAAGAACAUGUCCACGUCGGCCAGGCGGGGGGCCCGCGCGUUGACGCCGUGGUUGUACGUUCCGACGAGGUAGACGUCCAGGCUGGCGAGAAGCAGGGCGGCCACGGUAGCGGGGGUGCGCCACCCGCCGCCGCCGCCGCGCUUGCCAGAGGUCCAGCCCGGGCUGGUGGCGGCGGCGAGGACCGCCAGGUUCGCCACGUGCGGCCACGUCAGGUCCGGGAGCGCGUAGUACAUGUACGUCUUGGGCUCAUCGACGGUGCAGAACGGGCAGUCGGCCAGGACGUCCGGGCCGAAGCGGAGGUACAGCAGGCGACUCUCGAGGUUGACGAACUUGGCACGCAGAGCGUGGUCCCGGGCCGUGAGCGCGUUGCCGUUGGAUGA